AUGGCGGCAGCACCCGUGGCCGCCGGGUCACCCAUGGAGGUGGCUGCGGACGACGGGUUUCAGCAUGAAGAUCAGCCUCAGGAUACGGCCGUACAGGAAGAGCCGGAGGAAUCCGCACCCCAGCCCAAGCUUCGUGUUGUCAUGAUUGUCGAUAAAACGCAUACCCAGGCAUUCAAAGACAUUAUCAGCGAUACCGUGGCCAGGUUCAGCGACAUGCAGCUCACCUUUGUCGACCUGGGUCCGCUGGACUACGGCAAAAAGGAUGAGCGCACCCUUGUGUACAACAACGACAUCCUUCUCGCUGACAUCAGCAAUGACGAGACUCGGGCCAACCUACUGUACUUUAUCAACGUUCGCCUUUCACGACCCGGUGCCAAUGUCGCCACCCUCUGUGAUGUCAAGCACGGCGCCUACAUCAAGACCUUGGCAAAGAAGCAAGAGCACAUGGUCAUUGAGUACCACCCAAAAGACAUUGCGACCUCCGAGAGCCAGGCGGCACGAAAGCUCUCCGACGUGUUAUACCGUUAUUUGCAAAGCUGCUCCGCCCAGAGCCCCGACGAUAUCCAGCGCCUAUUCCUGCACCGCGUCCAAGAGCUGGGUCAGGUGGAUGCCACCUAUUAUCAAGACAAACUCGAUAGGUUAUGUACCGAGUUUGAUGAAAAUGAAGAGUUGAUGGAGGCCAACAUCCUCCACGCGCUCACCUUGGCCUUGCGCGACGCCAAGCGCUACGACAAGAUCAUCGAGCUCUUUGACGCCAAGGAGAAGGCACUCGGCUUGAAGGUUCCCAAAGCGAGCAUGAUUGUGACAGAACUGCAAACCCUUUAUGCAACUGCGCACAUUCGCAAGCCAGAGCCCGAUCUGGAAAAGGCCCGUGAUGUCAUGGAAGAACUGGUUCUGGUGGGCGAAGAAGAGCGCACGUGUGACGUCAUUAGCAUGAUGGGCCGCAUCUAUAAAGACAUGUACAGCCGCGACCAAGGCGAUGAGGAAGCUGCCCGCAAGGCCCUAGAUCUAGCUAUCAAGUGGUAUGGCAAGGCCUAUCAGCUCGACAAGAGUGCAUAUCCCGCCAUCAAUCUGGCCUCGCUCUUGUACAUUAGUGGCAAGCGUGUGCAUCGCGACGAGCAGCUCAAGGAGCUUUGUGAUCAAUUGAGCAUUCUCAUGGGGAGCAAGGUAGGCCCUUCGUCAGGCUUGUUCCUAGUGAUUUUGGCCAUGAUCCACGUUCUUUUUGACGGUCUAGAAUGCCUGCUCAUGUUCGGUCCGAUCGACUUUGCAUCGCAGGGAGACUUGGGUGACAUUGCUGAUUACUGGGACGUGGCCACCUGGUUUGAGCUCAAUCUGAUCAAAGAGGCGUUUCAUAACUGCAUGCGCGCGGCUGUCCACAUGUUCAAGCUGGCCCCACCUUCCUUUGCCCUUCAAUCUACGCUGGCCAAUUGCAAGUUGAUCCAAAGCAGUCGAUGCAAGUUUGCCUCCUCAGCUGCCUCACGGCUCGACUUUGGGAUUUGUUGUUUGUCGGGCGGGCGCGAUGAUUUCGCAGCGACGAUGAACAGAUCAACCUACCUCGUCGAAGAGCGCAAACGCAGUUUCAGCUCCUCUCACGAUGGCGGUGUCAAGUCGAUCUCUGAAAAGCGUGCCAUGCACGUCGUUUUUAUUCAUGGCAAGGUCACGGAUGAACAGCAGUAUCAGAUCUGCGAGCUGAACCUCAAGGAGAACGAUGAAGGCACUCUUGAAAAAAUACUCUUGUCAAACCAAACCAUUGUUGAGAAAGAUGAUCAUACCAUCGAAUCGGCCACCUUUGCCAAUGGGGAAACCAUCAUGGAUGUCAAGGACGUGCUACAGGACCACAUUGACGUCUUGCAGCUUCAACGGGUGACGCGUAAUGAGCACCUUAAAUAUGCUUCACUGCACAUUACUACUCGUUCGUACGAGUAUCGCCUGGUCUUUCCGAGCUUGGCAUACCGUGACAGCAUCUUUGAGCAGCUCGUUCCUUUCACCCCGGAAGAGGCUCGAGCGCCUCGUGUUGAGUUUGAUAUCAAAGAGCCGUGGGACUUUAUGUCAAACCGAGACCAAAAGCGCAUCAUGCUGGGCAAGGGUGGUUAUGGCGCAGUGUUCAAAGGCACAUUCGGCAAGUUGAAGACCCCGGUGGCAAUCAAGGUCAUUCCACUCGCGGGCAAGGACAUGUUUGAUCGCAAAAACCAUUUGGAGGAAGCGCGACGUCAUCAAACGUGGAGUCAUCGCAACAUCAUCAAAUCCCUGGGUUCGGUCGUGAAGACAAACGAUCUGCACAUUCUCAUGGAAUACAUUCCUGGCGGCUCCCUGCAAGAUUUGUGCAGCAUGCAGAGCACCCGGCGGUUGCUGCGCAUGAACCUGCAGCACGCGCAACGUAUAACGCGCCAACUUGUUGAGGGCCUCGAUUAUUUGCACAAGUCCGAUGUGCUGCAUCGCGACAUCAAGCCUGACAACGCCUUGAUCAACAUGUAUAACGGCAUGGUGAAACUGAUUGAUUUUGGCCUAUCCGUCUCCCUUGGCGGCGUGCACAGCCGUCAUCGAGAUGUCACAGGCACUCUUCGUUACAUGGCGCCCGAGCGCAUCAACAGCAUGCGCGGCUACAACAAGUCGGCAGACAUUUGGAGCAUUGGCUGUACCGUGCUGCAGCUGCAGACCGGUGCCAUGCCCUAUGCCGAAGUCGGACAAAACGGCUUGUUUGUCUUGAGGAUGAAAAGUGAGAAUCAGGUGCCGACGAUUCCGGCAGAUACUCCAGAGUUGUUGAAAAACUUUGUCUGCUGCUGCCUCAAGGUCAAUCCUGAUGAGCGCCUUUCGACCACGGAGCUGCUCGAGGACCCCUUCAUCAGGGAUCAUCAUCUGCCACCAGAGCUGAUGGCAGAUGAUCCGACGACUCGAAAGACACAGCUUCGGGCAAUGCAUGAGCUGUUGCACAAGUGCAUCGAGGAUCGCCAAAGCGGGUUGCUGCAGACCUGGCUCACCACGAUGACGCAAAAGACGGGCAUCACGGAAGCAGGCAGCGUCCGUCCGCUGACGCAGGACUGCGGCAAGCGCCUGCUCGAGGCACUGCGAGAGCAUCAACUGAGAAACGACCACCUGCACACCAAGCGUAAACUCGCACUUUCGCCCGAAACAGAGGAUCUGGACCUGAUUCAGGCGUCUGUGCCCGUGUUGAAGGAGACCAUUUUGAAUGAGUUGGUGGAUUAUUUGGUGGAGAACAAGAAGGUGGAUUUUGCACCUCACUCGUUCAUGCUCAUUGAGCAUGACCUGGAUGAGACUCUGGAGACAUUGGAGCAGAUUAUAGCGCAGCAGUCGGCCAACACCAGCUCACAAGAGGAAGGCUCUGUUCCAGCCGGACCCUCACGCCGACUAGUUGCGGCUACCACGGUUCCAAGCGCCAGCGCAGCCCCCCGGCCCAAGCUUACAAAGCUGAUGUCGGUGGACGACACGUUCACCAAAACUCGAGCACCACCCUUACACAGGGGGGCCUACUCAUCACUUCAGCAGCUCCUGAACGAGGCGCACUGCCAAGCUUUUGCUUCCCGCUUUGCGGAGGAGGACGUUGACUUGACCGUGGUCCUAACACUGGUGGACAAGGACGAUCUCCAGCUACUGCAACAAGGUAAACAACAAGCGAAAACGAGAGAGAGAGAGAGAGAGAGAGAGAGAGAGAGAGAGAGAGAGAGAGAGAGAGAGAGAGAGAGAGAGAGAGAGAGAGACAGCGCGCGCGAGAAAUUGGGAUCAUCAUCAAGCGUCAAACGGCAGCGCCUCUGCUCCGUCCACCAGGGGCGCAGCUGGGAAAGAGCAUGGUCUCAAAGGGCGGUUGUUCUGGGUCCAUUCCUCGCAUACGUCAUGGCUGCCCAACGACAAGCGCUCACUGAGCGUUUGAAAGUCUUUGCCGAGGAGCAUCCUGAUGGCGUGACCAUGGACGCUAUAUUGCGGUCGGUACCUUUACCCGAGGAAGGUAACCCCAAGUUGAUUGGCGCCAAACUGAUUCCCCUGAUUAAGCGACAUAUGCGGCAAUUGGAAGGGACCAAUUUGUUUACGUGGAAACAGACGCUUGCCGAGCGCAAAUCCACAGCGUCCAUGAACCCACCUCCACCCCCGCCUGCGGAGGCACCGGCAUCGGGGGCAAGUGAGUCCAGUCUACCUGACUCUGAUGUGGCCAAGCCUGCCAUUCCCUCCGCUGCCCCACCCGCCCCGCCUUCCGCACCAGCCGCGGAGGUUGCCUCGGGCGUCCGCCCCACUCAGGCGUCAUCUGAUGGUCCCACUUCAAUGCAUGCGGUUCCCGAAUCGAAUGCCAGUGCAACCCUUCAAGCCAGUAGUUCAACACCUGUUCCGGAGCCUGUUGGUCCUGCUGUGGUGCCCGUGAGGCCUCCACAACACGCCCCGCCUGGCCCUCCCCAGUCGCCAAAGUAUGCACCGCCCGAGCCCCCACAAUCGCCAAAGCAUGCACCGCCCAAGCCCCCGCAGUCGCCAAAGCAUGCGCCGCCCGAGCCCCCGCAAUCGCCAAAGCAUGCACCGCCCGAGCCCCCGCAAUCGCCAAAGCAUGCGCCGCCCGAGCCCCCGCAAUCGCCAAAGCAUGCGCCGCCCGAGCCUCCCCAGUCGCCAAAGCACGCCCCGCCUGGCCCCCCCCAGUCGCCAAAGCAUGCACCGCCCGAGCCCCCGCAAUCGCCAAAGCACGCACCACCUAAACCCCCCCAGUCGCCAAAGCAUGCGCCGCCCAAGCCCCCACAGUCGCCGGUGCUCCCGCCUUCAGAGGCAGCCAGCGAUGCGGCCUCCGAGCUCAGCGAUAGUCUUCCCGAGCUCAACGAGAGCCGGCCCCGUAGUGGUGCCAUGGCCACAUCACGGCCGGCGGCCCAGUCUGCCAAUCCCGAAAAGGUGGAGCUCUUGUCUGCCCUCGAGCGUGUUGCCAACGAACAUCCCAAAGGUAUCACCCUCAGCGCCAUUCUAAACAAAGUUGGCGAGCAGAGCCAUCACGACAAGAUGGCUCUAGGGCGUCUACUCACGCCCUUGAUUCAGACUCACAUGGAAUCAACUGAUGGUGGCCAAACCUUUUGCUGGCGCGCUGGGGCCUCGGCUGCCGCCGGCAGCCCCGAUCAAGAUGAAUCUGCCGCUGAUGUGACCAUAGUUGCCCCCUCCACGAGCACCGCAGUGGAGCCACCGACCAUGGGCCAUGAUCCUGAUGCUAGCUUUGUCAGCGUCGCUUCCACUUAUGAUUGGCGCCGUAUACGACAUCAUCAUCGAGCUCGUCGCCAGUUGUAUUUUGAUCAGGAGCAGCGUGAAGCGUUGCGCCAAAAGGCGCUUGAGCAACGCGAUGUCACGGGUGCCGCAGUUCGACGGGGCAGUAAUUUUCUCUCAGUUUCUCAGAUCCAAGGUGGCCCUCCGGGCGAUGAUGAGCGUUUGCCGCUGCCCACGCCACAAUAUGAGCUGACCUUUCUGCGUGCCGUCAUGAGAGGCUGGAUUGAGUCGGUGCAAGAUGCCAUCAAAGAGCAUCCCGAUCUCCUGCUGGCCAAGUCUUCCCACAAUGGGUACACAGCCCUGCACUGGGCCGUGGUGAAGAACCUCCCACAGUUGGUGGUCAUCUUCGUGCAAUAUCCUGAGCAAUGGGUUCAGCUCGUGCAAGCUCGCAGCUUUGGCGGCUACACCCCGUAUCAGCUCGCCUUGGCGCGCAACCGUGCUGAGAUGGCGGAUCACCUCUUGCAAAUUGCCUCAUCUGCUGCAUCCACCAAGUCAUUGCACAUCGAGAAGGCACCUCGCAGCUUGGCCUUGGACGACAGCACGGGGAGCGACCUUUUGCCUCGACUCGGCAGGCGCGAGCAUCGAUACUCCUUUGCACAGGUUUCCACGACGGACGAGCCCUCGCAGCAGACUAUCGAUGGCAAUGCCGACACUGUUCGUGGGCGGGCCACAAGCGUCCUCUCUCGUGUACGAGCAAGCACGCGCAACUUUUUCAAGCGUGACAAGCCGAGUCGUCGCAAACAAGAUGGCGGCCCACCGGACAAUACCGGCGCACGUACUUCAUUUUCCAACCCACAUCAAGAAACACCGCGUCAACGUGCCGUGACCAUGGACACACCUUUGUUGGAACGUCAGCGUGCGAUGGCGGAGCGGAAGACGCCAAACUUGACUCACCAAAAAUAUCACUGUUUUGACUCCCACAAUUGGCAGCAAGAGAGCUCGAUGCGUUUACGCACGCGAUCACAAGAUAAAAUCGUGCUGGAACCCGCGGAGGUCAUACCCUUGGCGCCAGCCAACGGCGACGACGCUGCAUUUGUCGGUCCCGACGGAACCGAGUCAAACACAGAUGAGCAUCAGAUUUCCCACACUCGCGAGGCAGCAGAGACGGACGCGCCCACAGAGAGUGUGGUCGAUGACGGUGAUGUCAGCAUGGGCAGCAGCAUUGGUAGCAGCAUCGAUCACGGUCAAGCGCCUUCCCCUGCCAAGGCGGGGGCGCCUGCGCCGCGCAUGACGCUGGAUGAUCACAAUGACUUUCGUCGAGGCGAUAGCAACUCCUCAGGCGCCAGCCCUGGGUCCUCAUCUGGUGCUUCGGGUCGUGGCCAAUCCAAGCUCUCCAAUGUCCAGACUUCUGGCAGCUCUUCGUCAUUGCGUCGUUCCGACUCGAAUCGUCGUCGCCUGCCCAAGCGUACGACCAAGACCUCGCGCCUCACGCUCAACCUGGAGGGCGUGUCCGAUGAGACGGAUGUAGACCGCCUUGCAGGACCCAAUUCUCACAGCAAAGCCAAAGCCGCGCUAGAGGGCUCGCAUGCCGACUUUGGUUCAGCCUCGUAA
Molecule: messenger RNA, 6789 nt
Organism: Monosiga brevicollis MX1
Lineage: Eukaryota; Choanoflagellata; Craspedida; Salpingoecidae
Exons: 40
Coding region: 1-6789 (2262 amino acids)
Biological process (GO): protein phosphorylation
Molecular function (GO): protein binding; ATP binding; protein kinase activity
Source: RefSeq, a predicted model, not a curated record